UUUUUGUAAUGUUUUGUCUGUUAGGUAAAUGGCGUGAACAUCGAGGGCAUGCGGCACUCCGAGGUGGUGGCCUUCAUUAAGAAAGGAGGGAAUGAGACCUGGCUGCUGGUUGUGGAUCCGGACACGGACGAAUACUUUAAGAUGAAGGGCGUCAUCCCCACUGUCAGCCAUGUGAAAGAUUACGAUGGUCCCUCGAUCUCCAACGGAUCUCACAGCCCUCUCAUGAACGGCAGCUCCACGUCACAUUCCAUCAGGUCAACGACCUUCAAUCACAGGAGCCACGGCAACGGCACACAGCUGGCGACCAACGAGCGAAGUCGAUUUUCGGACCCGUUCGCCGAAAUCGGCCUGAGCGCCACGGCGGCCGAGGAAAAGCGGAAGCUCCACGCCAAAGAGAAGAGGCGGGCCCCGCAGAUGGACUGGAUGAAGAAAUACGAGCUCUUCAGCAAUUUCUAAGGAGACGCUUCCAACAGGAGAGGAGGAUUUGAAUGGAUUUUAAAGAGCAACUCCUGAUAUUUUAGGAUCACUCUUCGACUCUGGCGGACAUAUUUUUGUAGUAAAGUAUAUCAAGUGUUAUACAAGCUUGAUCAUGGCAAUGUGGAGUUGCCAUAUGGUCACUGUGACAUCAAUGAUUGUGGCCCAGAAGAUCACUGUGAGAUGGGGACGCCAUCCUCCUCAAGGAAACUAGCUGAAUGUGUGCAGCAGAGGGCAGACCGGCCCCACAAAUACAACAUGACCUUAUAUGACUUUUUUUUUUUUUUUUUGGUGUCAUUCUUAAUUUGUUCUAGACAAGAAAUGAUUAAGGUUAUGUAUUCUGGGUGCAUUUACUCCCAAAAGUGGUUUAAUGUGAAAAACACAUCAACGUGGUAGAGAUUAGAUGAGCAAUGGAAAGUGUAUUUUACUUUCUUUGACAAUGGCGACCUGCAUUGAAGAGACAGUAUUAUAAUAAAAUUAUAUUUUUAAAGUUGGGACUAUCAAAUGAAGCAUAGACCGAACACAAGUACUUACUCCUCAUGAGCAAAUGAACUCAAUGUGUAAUGUGAUGCCAAGUUACCUACAAUCAUGAUGAUAUCACGAUACAGCUAAUGCAUGACAAUCAAUAAGCAACUUCAUUGAUUUUCUUCUGAAAAUAGCUUACC
This is a messenger RNA of Hippocampus comes (tiger tail seahorse), 1139 nucleotides long. Its product is annotated as Na(+)/H(+) exchange regulatory cofactor NHE-RF2-like. The record is from RefSeq and is a predicted model, not a curated record. The transcript has 3 exons. Bases 49 to 456 code for a protein of 135 amino acids. Gene Ontology annotation, cellular component: apical plasma membrane. Lineage: Eukaryota; Metazoa; Chordata; Actinopteri; Syngnathiformes; Syngnathidae. Gene Ontology annotation, biological process: protein localization to plasma membrane. Gene Ontology annotation, molecular function: protein-membrane adaptor activity; signaling receptor binding.